AUGAUUUUUAAUCGAAGAAUCUGGAAAGUUGUAUUUCAUCCAACACCUCGUUUUUGUUUCUUUUAACCUCCAUAAUUUGAUGUUAAUAAGGAUUACUACAAAAUAUUAAAUUGUUCACCUACAGAUCAGGAACAAAAAAUAAAAUAAGAAUAUUAUAAAUUAGCAAAAUAAUAUCAUCCUGACAUUAAUAAAGGAAAUGAAGAGAAGUUUAAAUAAAUCAAUGAAGCCUGGGAUGUACUUAAUUUAAUAUAUAAUUAGGUUCUAUCUGAUAAACAUAAAAAAUAAUAAUAUGAUUCAGCAAGAUCCUAUACUAAUAUUAAUAAUGAAACUAAUUUUCGAGCAAACUAGGAACAUGGACAACAAUAAAAUUAUGAAGAAUUUAUAAGAAAGUAAGGUCCAAAUGGGUUUUAUCAAUAAUAUACAUAUAGAAGUAAUUAUUAAUAUUUAUAGAAGGCAACAGUAAUUCCUAAUAAUUUUCCAAAUAAUAAAUGGAAGAAAUGUAAAGAUAAGCUUAAUAAUUUAUGAAUAUGUUUUAAAAUGGACAAUUCACAUAGUUCUCUUAGGCAUUUCGAUAAGCCACAAAAGAUGAUCCUAAAUUUAAUAGAGUUCAUACAUUUAUGAAUCUGGCUGAAAUGGCAGGUAAAUUCUAUGAAGAAAGACAGAGAUCAUAAAUGGAAAAUGAAAUAAAAAGAUAACAAAAUGUUUAAUCAUUUGCAAAUAAAGAAGAGAAACUUAAAGAUAGUUUAAACAAUAUAAAAAGUGGUAUUAAGGGAAUAUGGGAUUAAUUUACUAAAAAAUGA
Messenger RNA from Paramecium pentaurelia, 800 nucleotides. Lineage: Eukaryota; Ciliophora; Oligohymenophorea; Peniculida; Parameciidae. The record is from the annotation of a GenBank genome assembly.